AGUUCCGGGCGGGUCGGGUCGCUAUCGUCCCGGAAUCGUGCCGGUGUCUCUGUGCGGUGUCCCUCCGUGUUCCCGGGAAGUCACUCUGCGCAAACAGGAAUGGAUUUCGUCUCCGGAGGGUUGGGACAUGACGCCGAAAUCGCCCACGCGCGGCCUGUGCCGGGCGCGGGCCCCCGCGCCGUGGAUCGUUUCCUGAGCCUGCAGCAUUCCAUCUCCUCGGGCAUGACGGCCGCGGAGCUCGAGGCCAUGAAGUUCCUCUGCCGCGACAAAAUUAGGAAGCGAAAGCUUGAGACGGUGCGAAGCGGCCUGGAGCUCUUCAGCAUCCUGAUGGAGCAGCAGGUGGUCGCGCACAACAAUCUGGGAUUCCUGAAAGAGCUGCUGCAGCACAUCAGUAGGGGCGAUUUGCUGUCACUAGUGGUGCAGUUCGAGCAGGGAGAACUUCGUGCCCCUGACGAUGAUCAGCCAGAUGAGCAUGAAAAACGUCUCCUGAAGGCAGCUUUUGAUGUCAUCUGCGCCAAUGUUGGGAGAGAAUGGAAGAAGCUGAUGCGAGAACUUGGGCUGCCAGAGGUGAAGCUGGAUAAGGUAGAGGCAGCCUAUCGAUUUGAUUUGGAGGAAGAGGUUUUUCAGGCACUACGGGAGUGGCAGAAGUGGAAGGGGAAGGAUGCAAAAGUGGCUGACUUAAUAAAAGCCCUCCAGAACUGCAACCUGAAAUUGGUGGCAGACAGGGUUGAAGAGAAGAUCUCACAGGUGAGCACUGGAACCAACUGAAAACAGUGUAAAACUAUGAAUGAAAAAAGUCAGAGUGCCUUCUUUUCUUCUGGACCAAAAUAAUUAUCACUGGCUGCUUAUCAUGCCAUUUAUUUAUGUGCCUUAAUAAGUUAAUUUGUGCUCAGCUGAAAAUUGACAUGGAAACAGAUUCCUAUCAGAGAGCACUCUGUAGUUUGAUGCUUAUUUCAAGAUAUUUUAAUAGAAGAAAUUGUCACGCUUUUGUUCUGCCACUCACCUGAAAAGAUUUGCUUUGCUGCGGGAACUUUUCACAUGCAUCUCCACUGGAAAUACAUCCAUGGGACACAUCUGAGACAACUGGAAUUAAAAAUUUCAUGGUUUUUUUUUUUUUUAUGGCCUGUUAUAAAUACAGUGUGAAAGGGAGAAGGAGUAAAGUUUUCAGCUGGUGCUGGCUUUUCUUUUGGAGUAGCAAAAAAUAGUAUCUUAGGUAAUUUGUCAAAUAGAUGUGCUCUCCGUGAAAGUAUAUUAAGACAACUGUAACCUCAGACUGCAGUGCAAGAGGGACAUUAAAUAUUGUGGUGGCUUUCUUGGAAAAAAACGUGCCUGGAUUUGAAGUCAAAUGUCUGCACCAAGUGCCUUCAGCAUCCCGAAGUUCUCCUGAAACUAUCCAAGAGAGUGUGUCACACAGAUGUUUACAGCAGCCUCUUUCCUUUGGGGCUCCGUGCCGGGCAUCCUUCCGUGGCCUGUGUCACAGAGGCUGCUCGUGUGUGCUGGAAGGGGUGAGCCACUCACAGAGGAGCAGGAUUCGUGAGCCUGUGUCAGAUGCAGUCCUCAGCUUUCAUCUGGGACAACCUUCAGUCAGUGGCCUUCACACCUCACCUACGGCUGCAGAAAUUGCACAGUUGCACAGUCUAGGACAUGCAGGGCUGUAGAGGCCUCAGGGGGAAGAAUCCCAUGAAAUCAUUACUGCUUGAACAGCUGUAGGAUUCUGUGUUUCUACAAAUAUCUCCCAAGUGCCUGGCUAGACACUGGAAGAGGUUUUAUUGCUGCUGCACCUGUGGGACUUCAGCUCUUUCCAAGCUGUUUUUAUGUGGUGCCAUUGCUGUGAAGAGCGGGUGUUAGCACAUAACUUGCCACUGCUCUGAAGAAACAUUGUGACACUGAUAAUUUUCAAGUUUUCAUUGCAUGUGGUGCCUCUUGCUCAAACACUGAGGCUUGAAUACUUUAUUGUAGUUAGUGGAAACUGCUGUAAGUUUGCAUGAUAGAAAAAUCAUUUCAGUCAGAGGUUUUUCCCCUUCAAUGAUUCUUUUCCACAUUCCUAGAAGUUCUCAAGGCCAGGCUGGAUGGGACUUGGAGCAACCUGGUGGAAGGAGUCAUUGGUUGGAACUGGAUGAUCUUUUAGGUCCCCCCUGCCCAAACCAUUGUGUGCUGAUUUGCAGUAUCUUUCCAGUUUGGUAUAUUUAGUAUUACUGGUUGUAUCCAAGCAAAGGAGUUGCCACUUGUCUGCCUUUUGGGCAGGCAGAGUUCUCUGAGUUCUUAUUCCCUUUACUUGUAUCAAUUGUCAAUUCCAGGCUCCCAGGAGGAGAUGCUGAGCUUCAGCUGAAUGACAAGCUCAGGUGUUUUGGAGAUUUUUGUUUCAUAGACAUCAGAAGUAUCCAUUCUGCAGUGUCUAAAGAAAAGGAUUGCUCCACCAGCUCUUCCUUCCUCCCUCUGAGCAAUCCCUGGGAGCUGAGGAGUGGGAGUGCUCAAACAGCUCUGCAACAGCUCCAAGUCCAAUCUCUGCUGAAGUGCUUUUCUCAUCCACUUUUAAUAAGUCUUCUGCUUCACUGAGGAGAUUUAUGUGGAAUAGGAAGAGUAUACUGCCCACUGCAUACAGCCAGGAUAUUUUAGGACAAUAAAAUGUUGGUUGUAGCCAAGCACUCAUGAGCUACAAGAAAUAUUCUGCUUCAGGAGGUAAAAACCUCUUGUUUCUCUAAGGAUUUUAUACAUCCUUUUACUGUGUCUGAAAGCAGUGACCUAAACUGCAUCGAUCUGUGCCAUGCCUUAGGGCCAAUUAAGAUUAUUUUUAUGAGAUAUUAAAAUGUUAUUUAUGCAAAAGCAAAAUCAACUGAAACAAAGGGAACAAAAUCUUUUUAUUGGGAGGAGGGAUAAAGGGAACAAUUUGUAAAGGAAUGUUUUCUGAUCCAGUUGACAAUCUUUUAUUUUCAAAUUAAACACCUUGAACUCAUAUGCAUAUUUUUUAUAACUUGGAUUAAAAUUUUAUAUUGUAUAGUUCUGUGUACAUUUAAUUUAAAAUAAUUCUUUUAAAAACCAAAAUAAAUGGAAUGGGGUUUUUUCUUGUUUGAUGGGAUUGCUGUCUGCAGUUAAGAUCUCUGGCUGGGAGAAAGUGGAUAUUAAGGACACACUGAAAGCAAGGAGGGGUGCUAAACAGGCAUUGUGUUACCUGUGCCCUUCUUGGGACAUUAAAGACAAAAAGCAGAGUGUUUUGUCAUUGAGCUUCUCAGAAGUGCUAAACAGGCUGCAGUUUGCCAGCAGCAGCAGCAUUUGAAUGCUGUCACUCAGGGAGGUGUAAGGAAAGAAGGAUUCCCUCAGGAGCCCAAACUCGAGUCCCAGCGUGCCUGGGAGACAGGCUGCCUGUGGGUAGGCUUCCUUCUCUACUCCUCUGCUAGCCAUGCUGUGCUAAGGAUAUUAUAUUUGUUUUAUAAUUAAUUAAAAGCCUGGCUUCUGGUUUAGUCUAAGCUUGGUCAGGCUUUUAGAGGACGUGCUCAGAACGAAUUGACAGAGUGCUCUGUGGAGUGUCAGCCUGCACUUAAAGCUGUGAGUGAGUAAGACAAAUAACUUAAUUGCCCAUUUUAUCAAAUCCUUUAGGAUGCCCUGCAAGAGGAUCUGCCUGUGAGGAAUUACUCAAACCUUUUUCCUUUUGGUCUCGUGAGAGCAAUCUUUCCUCACAGCCUUGAGACAACAGCACAUCAAAACAUGUGGAGAGUUAAAAGUGCCAUCUCGUGAGAAUUCUCAUCCUGGAGGAUUGUUUUUCCGUGUCACUUCUCAGUCCCUUUCAGCACUUGCUUGCUGUUGCCUAUGAUUUUUGAAGAUAUCAAUUAUAAUCACAUAUUGAGGUGAUUAUCUUUUUUUAAAUUGCAUUAUUUUCAUUACUGGGUUAA
Messenger RNA from Pyrgilauda ruficollis (rufous-necked snowfinch), 3887 nucleotides. It is a transcript of the gene FADD, whose product is annotated as Fas associated via death domain. NCBI's taxonomy places the organism in Eukaryota, Metazoa, Chordata, Aves, Passeriformes, Passeridae. The transcript has 2 exons. Gene Ontology annotation, molecular function: protein binding. Gene Ontology annotation, biological process: regulation of apoptotic process; signal transduction. Bases 100 to 768 code for a protein of 222 amino acids. The record is from RefSeq and is a predicted model, not a curated record.